AUCAUUGUAAAAAUCAUAUCAAAUGUAUAAAUAAUGGAUAUCAACAUCCAAAAGAUUGUUAUCGUUGCAUAUGUCCAUCCGGUUACGGUGGACGAUACUGUGAACGACGGGCUGAUUCAUUCGGUUGUGGCGAUGAUUUGCGCGCAACAUUUGAAUGGCAAACAUUGAAUGCAAGAAUGGGUAGAUCUGGAAGAUACAAUGAAGACAUGUCAUAUUGCCAUUGGUGGAUUCAG
This is a messenger RNA of Loa loa (African eye worm), 233 nucleotides long. RefSeq lists its product as hypothetical. Lineage: Eukaryota; Metazoa; Nematoda; Chromadorea; Rhabditida; Onchocercidae. The annotation marks the transcript as partial. The record is from RefSeq and is a predicted model, not a curated record. The transcript is spliced from 2 exons.